UUUAAAUACCUUAAGAGGCCCAACUCGGUCGGCAGCCAAGUGGAAGGAGUCAUUAAUGCAUUGGAAACACCAGUUGCGAUCGCGAGCGCGCAAACUUAAGACCCAUGCGCAAGCGACUGGUGGAGGCCAUCCGAUAAGUGGAAUGACUCCAUUCGAGGAGCAAGCCAUAACAACAUUUGGGGCAGCAGCGGUGGAUGGAUUGCCGGGUGUUGCGACUUUGGGUCAUCAGGUUUUGCCGUUGUAUAUAAAUACACAAGCUCCAGCUUCCUCGCCAACACCAACAUCGCCUGCUCCAGCGCCCACACCAACAGUCGCAUCGCCUGUUCCAGCAUCUUCACUAGCAGUCACAUCGCCUGCUCCAGCUUUUCCUGCUUUAUCAAUAAAUUUUUCUUCCUCGCCUUCACCUCAUUUUUCUUCUUCACCAUCACCUCCAUCUUCUUCCUUAUCUCCUCCCAUAUUAUCUUCUCCCAUGUCAUCGUCUUCUUAUAUCCCUCCCGAAAAAUUGACUGCAGCGAAGAUGCUUGGAACAGUGCUAAAAAAAUUGGAGGACAGAGAAAAGCGAGAGGAGGAGGCCAUUGCUCUACAAAGAAAAAUUGUAGAGCAAAAUGUGCAGAUGGCAGGGGUGCUGGCUCAAAUGACACAGGCACUAACCUCGCUGUCUGAGGUUAUGGCCAAGUUGUCCCAAAAAUUGGAUAAAUAA
Messenger RNA from Bactrocera tryoni, 700 nucleotides. Its product is annotated as translation initiation factor IF-2-like. The transcript has 3 exons. NCBI's taxonomy places the organism in Eukaryota, Metazoa, Arthropoda, Insecta, Diptera, Tephritidae. Bases 56 to 700 code for a protein of 214 amino acids. The record is from RefSeq and is a predicted model, not a curated record.